AUGUCUCGUACCCACCUUUCCCGCAUGUCGAUCCCGAAGCUCGUGGAGUUCCUGCAGACUGGCCCCACUGCUCUGACCCUUCCUCGGAACAUCAAGUCGGUGAUCGUGCGGCCCGGCAUUGUCGGCCCUUCGCGCCAGUUCGGCGGCACUUACAACAACACGCAUAUCGCCUUCAAGCGCGAGGAUAUCCCCGUCCUGCCGGAGGCCCGGGCCACCAAGCGCAUUGGCCGCGAUGGCAAGCCCGCUCCCCGGCCCACCCUGAACGAGGAGCAGACCAAGCUCGCGUACGAGAUGCUGGCCGUCCCGGACAACAUCCGCUCCACCAAGUCCAUGGUUGACAUUGUCUUCACCUCCGGCAAGAAGGCCAGCAUCGACGUGACCUCCAAGAGCUCGACCGAUGUGCUGCACUCCUUCCUCACCGCGGCCGGCCUCGAUGAGGUGGUUGUCGAUGGCGCGGUGCAGCGCACCAAGGAGUGGAUUGCCCAGGAUCGCAUCGAGGCCCAGGAGCACCGCCGCGCCGUCGAGCGGAGCAAGAUCCACAAGCAGCAGCAGGCCCACGCCCAGAAGGACGAGGCUUUGGUCCGGAAGAUUUUCUCCUCCACCGAGUCCGAGCUGUUCCUCAAGGCGGCCGACGACUGA
This is a messenger RNA of Fonticula alba, 639 nucleotides long. RefSeq lists its product as hypothetical. The transcript has 3 exons. The coding region runs from base 1 to 639 and encodes 212 amino acids. The record is from RefSeq and is a predicted model, not a curated record. NCBI's taxonomy places the organism in Eukaryota, Rotosphaerida, Fonticulaceae.